UGGCUGUGUUUGACUUUCAGUGUGAGAGGGGUUAGCUUCUCAUACGCCUCCCUUUUUUUUGUUUCGCCCAUACUUCACCGACUUCCUUCUACCUUAAAGAGAGGAAAUCAAACUCGUAGUGAGAGGAGAAAAGGAGAAGGAGCAGAAAAUUAAAUUAAAAAAACAAAACAAAAAAACAAAACAUGUGUUGUAUGGGGAAAUGUGCCCGCCUGGUGGGCUUGAUCCUGUUGCCCACAGCGUUCAUCUGCAUGAUCGCCAACCUGUUGCUGUUCUUCCCCGACGGGAAGAGUCUGGAGAAUGAUCAGAUCUCCCUCCAGGUCUGGCUCAUGGGGGGACUCAUCGGAGGAGGCCUCUUUAUGCUGUGCCCGAGCUGCUCAGCUAUCAGGGCCGGGGGCAAGGGUUGCUGUGGAACAGGUUGCUGUGGCAACCGUUGCCGGAUGCUGAACUCCGUGUUCUCGUCUGCUUUCGGUCUGGUUGGAGCGAUCUACUGCACCAGUGUGGCCUCAGCCGGUCUGGCUAUUGGACCCAAGUGUCUGGUGAACGGUGAAUGGACAUACCCCUUUGAAAACCUUGGCACAGGUAAUAGCAGCUACCUUGUAAACCAGACUCUGUGGACAGUCUGCGAGAGCCCUAAGAACAUUGUGAUGUGGCACGUCGUCCUCUUCUCCAUGCUGCUGUCCAUGGGCGUGGUGCAGCUGGUGCUGUGUGGCAUCCAGGUGGUCAACGGAUGCUUGGGAUGUCUCUGCGGGGACUGUCGCGACAGCAAAGAUGAUGACGCCGGAUUGUGAAAGUGAAGAAGAUUGCCCCGUUGUGACUUCAGGUCGGGAGGCAGUUUUUGUUUCACAAAGUCCAUAUUCAGGGAUUCCUUUCUGUGAAACAUGUUGAGAUUUUAUUUUGAUACUUAAUGCUUUUGUUCCACACGAAGUCUGUGUCUUCGAUGGCUUUUUAAAAUCAAAGCCUUACUCCAUUAUUGUAUGAAUUUUACUCUAGCUGAUGGCUUUUGUGUAUUGACUUAUUUUUGAUUGAAUUCUUCAUUAAAAUCUAGUCAUUUCCAUAUUGAACUCCAAAUGGUAUGACAUACAAGGAUCAAGGCAUAAUUGUAAAUAAUUACAUGUGUUCGUUUUAUGUACCUCUACAUCAGGUGAAUGUGACAACACAACAAGAGAUCAUGACCGAUUAUGUACUAUUUAGCCAUGUUUAAUGAUUGGAUUUGUGCAUAAUUUGUGAAGUCAGAGAAGUUAUAUCAGUUCUGUGCAACAUUAAAAACUUGUUUUCUUGAUAA
This is a messenger RNA of Dicentrarchus labrax (European seabass), 1282 nucleotides long. It is a transcript of the gene tm4sf5, whose product is annotated as transmembrane 4 L six family member 5. Gene Ontology annotation, cellular component: membrane. The transcript is spliced from 5 exons. The record is from RefSeq and is a predicted model, not a curated record. NCBI's taxonomy places the organism in Eukaryota, Metazoa, Chordata, Actinopteri, Moronidae. The coding region runs from base 183 to 788 and encodes 201 amino acids.